AUGGCCCAUGCAGAUCAUUCCCGCGAUCCCUGUCCCUGGGUGAUUCUCAAUGACCUCGGUGCUGCAUUCGCAAUGGGUGCCGUUGGUGGCGGCAUCUGGUAUAGCAUUAAGGGUGCCCGGAACUCUCCUAGAGGUGAACGGUUUGUUGGCGCCAUAUCAUCCAUGAAGGCCCGAGCGCCAGUUACAGGCGGUAAUUUGGGAGUAUUCGGAGGACUGGUCUCAACAUUCGAUUGUGCUGCGAAGGGCUGGAGACAAAAAGAAGAUGCAUGGAACGCUAUCAUAUCUGGAUUCAUGACCGGUGGAUGUCUAGGCGCUCGAAGUGGACCCAGAUCUGCUUUUGGCUCCGCCAUAGCAUGUGGUGGUGUGGGUGUUCUUGUAUCACGCGUAUUUAGUGAAAGGCCACAGCCACAGAUGGUCCCAUUACCUGUGCCGAUGGCUCCCCAACAGCAAGCUUCUUCAUCCAUCCCUGGCUUGCAAUAG
This is a messenger RNA of Desarmillaria tabescens, 480 nucleotides long. RefSeq names its product mitochondrial import inner membrane translocase subunit Tim17/22. Gene Ontology annotation, biological process: protein import into mitochondrial matrix. Bases 1 to 480 code for a protein of 159 amino acids. Gene Ontology annotation, cellular component: TIM23 mitochondrial import inner membrane translocase complex; mitochondrial inner membrane. The record is from RefSeq and is a predicted model, not a curated record. The transcript has 6 exons. Lineage: Eukaryota; Fungi; Basidiomycota; Agaricomycetes; Agaricales; Physalacriaceae. Gene Ontology annotation, molecular function: transmembrane protein transporter activity.